This is a messenger RNA of Taeniopygia guttata (zebra finch), 2543 nucleotides long. NCBI's taxonomy places the organism in Eukaryota, Metazoa, Chordata, Aves, Passeriformes, Estrildidae. The record is from RefSeq and is a predicted model, not a curated record.
AUAAGUACAGUUAUUAUGUGUUCCUGAAAUCUGCAUUUCUGAGCUUUGAAAGUCAGAGCUGGGAUGACUUUCCUGGCCCCGUGACUCCCAGCACACGGUGAUGGUACUGAGCCAUGGCAGGGAGCUCAGCCACAGGAAGAGCUGAGGCAGCAGCGGGAUGGUCGGCAGGAGAGUCCUUGGCCUAAUCCCUGCACUGACCCUGACAACCUCUGAGGCCUUGGGUAAAUCUUCUGGGGGGGUGCAGGAAUGGUUCCACUGGGCUCCCAGCCCUGCAGGGGUUUUCUGUUGUUCUCUUGCACUUCUCUUUUGGUGGGUUGGAAAAUCUGAAGUGGUUUUCCCCAAUUUGGCUGCUACUCAUGAUGAGAAAGGGGCUUUUCUCUGGAUGGAGCAGGUGGGCUUGAUCAAGACCUUUGAAAGCCACCACGAGGUUCUGUGUGCAGAGAUGGUUUCCAGAGCAGGAGAUGGAGCAGAGCCCGGCCCAUCCACAGCACCAGUGUGGUGCUCUGCCCCAGUGCCACUGCCCAGCCCAUGUCCUUGGGGAGCUGUGUCCUGUCCCCCAGCUAAGAUGGCAUUAUCCCAGCCCCAGCACUCUCCCAAGCAGAUUAGCUGUAAGACCUUAAGACAAAACAGCAGCUACAGACCCCACACUGCACACUGCUGAGGAUGCCUGCCCUGAAGACCCUGCUGGCCCUGGCCAUCGUCACAUCCCUGGCUGGAGAGAGUAAGUGUCCCCUGGCUCCAGGCAGCACAAGGUUGGGUAAAUCACUGUAGCUGCUCUUGUGCUUGCUGCUGCCCCGUCCCUGUCACCUGCCUCGGGCCCCUGCCCCACGCUGCUCCCACCCUGCAGGAAAAUGAUUUUUUGGGGAGGAGGGUGGCUUUCUCCUCUGCGUAGCACCAAGAGAAGCCCCCUGUCCCUUGCCUCUCUGCCACUGGCACAAAGCCCAGGCGUGCUGUGCCCAGCAGGGAGCACAGAGUCUCUGGUCUCCGGCUCUGAUGGAGGCUCCUGAGCCAAAACCCUGCAGCUUCUCUUGGCUAGAGCUGUUUCCCUGCUAACCCCUGGUUCCUCCAAGGCAUAAUCACAAAAAGCCAUUGUAAAAUGUAGGGGGGUGGCUGCACUGCUCAGAGCAAUGCCAUGGAGUCAGGGCAGCUCUGGACACUUUCAGGAUCUUUGGACCACGGCAAGAAGAACAGACUGUAUUUUUAGCUCAGGGCAGAUGAAAGGCUGUCCCGUGCUGUGGGGAACAGCAAAGGAGACACGGCACAGCCCAGCAGUGGAAGCCAGGUCAUUGUGGGUUCAUGGAAGGCGCUUACUGGCAUCUGACCCCAUGAAAUCCCAAUUUUCCCCAUUCAUGGGUUUUCUCUCCCUGGAAGCUCUGGGCCGAGCAGGUCCCGCUGCCACGAGAGGGCUCUGCUCUGUCAGCAAAGCAGAGACGAGUUUCACCUCCAGCACCAGCGCUGGUUUAUCCAGCCCCAUCAAAACCGAGGAUUCGUCAUUUCAGGCAGGAGCAGGAUCUUCAGGUUUGGGUUUUUCUGGGGUGUGUGUAUGCUUUGAGGGGGUCACACAGCUCUUGCACCACUACCAGCUCUGACGCACAGGAGAGAGGGGCUGGCUGCUGUCCAACCUGUCUGUGGACCUCCUUUAGGGACGAUCCGGAGAUGGCUCGUCCCUCCCGACUCACAUCUGCCUGGCACUUUACUGCCUGUCACCCUGCUUGUCCCCAGGCCACACCCUCACAGAAUGUGGGAGCUGCUCCCACAGGUUGCAUGGAUUCUCCCUUCUCCCUCACAAAAUAUUUAUUAAAAUGAAAUCUGGCACAAGAAAACAAAGAUCUAUGAUGGUUUUAAAAUAUUACACCUACCUAUUUUUACUGUAAAAGGAAUUCCAGGACUCUCAGGGAGUCUUUGCAGGGCAAGGACUCGGCAGAGCUCACCUGCCAAGUUUAGGUCUCAUCAUUUUGAGUCGCACUUGGAAGAGUUUUGCAUUAAUUUUGUGGACAGGUGAGGCCCCAUCCUGCAUCCUGCUUCACGCCAUGGCAGGGCUCACGGCUCGACUCUGUCUGGUGCCAGUCCUCACCUGUGACCUCCCCUGUCCCUGCACCGGGGGCCAGUGCAUCGCUGUCACUCCUUCUCCUCAUCUUCACCCAGGCAAGGCUCUGAAAUGCCACAAAUGUGUCGCAUCCAACGAGAACGACUGCAGCCAGCAGGGAUCGCACAGCUGCCCGCAGUUCGCCGACGCCUGCUCCACGAUCUCCGCGCCCAACAGCAUCAUUAAGUCCUGCUCCUACAAGUCCUUCUGUGACCAGGCGCGCCGCGGCGGCUCCGGCGGGGCCACCGUGCGCUGCUGCUUCAGCGAUGAGUGCAACGGGCCGGCGCGGGGCUCCCGGAACGGGGCGGCCCCGGUGCCGCCGCUGCCCGGUCUGCUGACCGCCGCUCUGGCCGGGACGCUGCUGCUGGGCCGGCCCUGAGCGGCUGCUCGCUGCUCUGGCCGAGGGAUGCUCCGUGGGACGGGUCCUACCGCCGCCAGUCCAAUAAACGCUGCCGCU